CACAAUCUAAAGAUUUUUUCCCCACCGGUUCGUCUCGGUACACCAGUCAUCUACUUCACUCUGCAACUGCAAGCCGGCCCUUUCAAUUGUCAUCAGCUACUGCUUCUCCGUCCAUGGUUUGAGCACCGGUUCGAGCACUAUUUGCCUACCACCGUACGUGAGGUUCCUUUUGGUAUAUCCACUAAUCAAAACGCCAGCCACCUGCUUGCAUCGUUAGCUGAUUCGGCUCCAUCCUCAGCGGCAGAAAAGUGGCUCUAUCCAGCCCCAACCUGUUGAAGAACCUCCAUCCUCCGCGGACAGUCAACCGCCGGCACCUCCAUUACAGUCUCCUGCCAACAGUCAACUCCCGGUACCUGUAGAAGCUCCAUCAGACACGUUCAUUUCUCAGACGAAAAUCCGAUCUAUCGCAAUCCCAUAUCAUAUUCUAGCUCACUGUUGAAUGAAGGCAACAUACGGGUUGAACGUACCCCACCCAUUUAAUCCCGGUGUUUGCUUUGGUUUUGUGGAGCUUAAGAGGCCAUGUAUAGCUGAUUUAAGGUCUAAACGUCUUGUAUCGAAGUUGCAGUUGGGGCAUCAACUUCAUUCUUAUGGACCUACAACAUCAGGGAAUUUUUUGUGUGUUCAUGGUAGGAAGCCCAGACAAGAUCAAGCAGUCAAGAAACAACAAAUAUAUCCCCAAAAUGUGGACCUCCCACCCAUACAACCAAAAAAUAAGAAAAAACCCUAUCCAAUCCCAUUCAAAAAGAUCCAGCAGGCUGGAAGGGCUGACAAGAAACUUGCUGAAAUGGGAAUUGAGAAACCCCUUGAGCCUCCAAAGAAUGGAUUAUUGGUACCUGAUUUAAUUCCUGUUGCUUAUGAAGUACUAGAUGCUUGGAAAGUUCUAAUAAAAGGUCUUGCACAGCUCUUGCAUGUUGUUCCUGUCUAUGGAUGCAGCAACUGCCCAGAAGUUCAUGUGGGGCAGGCUGGUCAUGAGAUCCAGGACUGUCAUGGUCCUGACAAUGUGCACCGCAGAAGCUUCCACUCGUGGGUCAAGGGCUCCAUCAAUGAUGUACUCAUCCCAAUCGAAUCAUACCACCUCUAUGAUCCCUUUGGUCGUCGCAUUAAGCAUGAAAAUCGGUUUGACUAUGACAGGAUUCCAGCAGUAGUGGAGCUUUGCAUCCAAGCAGGUGUUGAUAUACCAGAAUAUCCUUCUCGUAGAAGGACAAAACCCAUCCGAAUGAUUGGGAAGAAAGUAAUUGACCGAGGUGGUUUUGUUGAGGAGCCCAAAUUGGACCGCUCUGUAGAUUCAUCUUCCCUACUUAUGGAGCUUGAUACAUAUGGAGCUCACAUUGGAAAAUUCCCACCACCUGCAGCAGCUGAUGUGCCUAAGGUUGCACAAGAGACCCUUAAAGCUUAUGAGACUGUGAGAUGGGGUGUGAGAAAAUUGAUGCAGAAAUACACUGUGAAGGUAUGUGGGUAUUGCUCAGAGGUUCAUGUGGGGCCAUGGGGGCAUAAUGCAAAGCUUUGCGGGGCAUUCAAGCACCAGUGGAGGGAUGGGAAGCAUGGAUGGCAGGAUGCAACAGUGGACGAAGUGGUCCCACCAAAUUAUGUAUGGCAUGUACGAGACCCAGCCGACCCUCCUAUGCGAAGUGCACUGAAAAGAUUCUAUGGUAAGGCACCGGCUGUUGUUGAAAUGUGCAUACAUGCAGGUGCAGAAAUACCAGACAAGUACAAGCCCAUGAUGAGGCUCGACAUUGUAAUUCCAGACACCGAGGAAGCUCGCUUGGUUGCAUAAGGUCAUAUUUGAGAAUGUGUAACAUAACAUUAACUUACAAAUCUUUUAGUAUGUUAUCUACCAAGCUGAUAAAAGGUUUAUCUCUGUACAGGAUUCAGAAAGACUAAUGUGUUCAUUAGCUAAUUUUUCGAAUAAAACUAAAGCAGGCAAUUUUGGUGCA
This is a messenger RNA of Nelumbo nucifera (sacred lotus), 1934 nucleotides long. Its product is annotated as APO protein 1, chloroplastic. The record is from RefSeq and is a predicted model, not a curated record. Gene Ontology annotation, molecular function: RNA binding. NCBI's taxonomy places the organism in Eukaryota, Viridiplantae, Streptophyta, Magnoliopsida, Proteales, Nelumbonaceae.